AUGGAGACGAAGAUUCCAGCAAUAGAAGUAACGGCAACAAAGGUAUUUGUGAUGGAGAAUGCAGCAGAGGGUGCCUCAGCUCCUCCCGGUUGUUCUGGUGCUGGGCCAUUUGUGGUUGGUGCCGGCGGAGAAGAAGUGUUUGGGGUUGGUGAUGAAGGAGAGGGUGCUGGAGAAGGAGUUGUUGUAGGAGAAGGUGUUGGUGAUGUGUUUGUGGAGGAGGGUGAUGGAGCAGGUGCUGUAUUAGGUGAUAAUGAUCGGGUAGGUGCGGGUGCAGGAGCUUGUUGUGCUAUGCAUGAGGUAGCUAACAACCCUAGUAUCACAAACACUUUAAUUGCAACAGAACCCAUCUUUUAUAUGUGUUUUUUGAUACAGAAUAAUCUUGAGUCAAAUAUGAUUGAAUGA
Messenger RNA from Vicia faba (fava bean), 402 nucleotides. Lineage: Eukaryota; Viridiplantae; Streptophyta; Magnoliopsida; Fabales; Fabaceae. The record is from the annotation of a GenBank genome assembly.